AAAAAAAGAAAAAAAGGACAUUGACGAUACCAUAGGAUCGCGUAAACAAUCAUCUCCUUGACAACUGAGUAAGAUAUUACAGCCAAUCAAAAUUAUCUGACAAAAAGAAGAUUGUCAUGGCAGAAGCUGAAACUCAGCCCCCUACAGAAGAUACUCCAGCAGAUGAGCAGGAGGCUACAGAAGACGUUAAACCCAGUGCAGAGACAGGAGGAGAAGGGGAUGACCAAGUAAUACAACAGACAGAAGAAACUCAAGAACCAGCUGAAGAAAAUACCAACAAUAAUGCAGGAAAUGAUGGAGCUCCACCGGCAGAUGAAGGGGAGAAGGGUGAACCUGAAACACCUGCUGAGACACUGGAGGAUGAUAGUAAACCUGCUGAAGGUGGAGAAGAAGCAGUGACUGAAGAACAGUUGGGUGAUGGACAGGAGGAAGGGGAACCUGUGCCACAGAGAGCAAGAGGGGCGAUGCCUCCAUCGCCUGCUGAAGAGGGACAAGGACAAACAGAGGAAGAAAAGGAAGAGGAGGAGGUACCACAGAGGGCAAGAGGGGCGAUGCCUCCAUCGCCUGUUGAAGAAGGACAAGGAGGAGCAGAGGGAGCAAAAGAAGAGGAGGAGGUGCCUCAAAGAGCAAGAGGGUCGAUGCCUCCUCCACCAGCAGAGGAAGAAGAAGAGAUUCCACAGAGAGCAAGAGGGACGAUGCCUCCAGCACCUGUUGAAGAAGGACAAGGAGGAGCAGAGGAAGCAAAAGAAGAGGAGGAGGUGCCUCAAAGAGCAAGAGGGUCGAUGCCUCCUCCACCAGCAGAGGAAGAAGAAGAAGAAGAGAUUCCACAGAGAGCAAGAGGGACGAUGCCUCCAGCAGAGUCACAAGCUUCUGAAACAAUUGAAGGGGAAGCGGAAGAAUCCCAAGAAGACAAAGAGCCACCCAAUGAUGAAGGCAAAGAGCAAGGCACUCAGGAACCAGAGUUCAUGGAAUCUCCUGCACCUCAGGUCAUGCCUAACGGAAUUCCUAUACCACCAAGUGCCGGUCCACCUCUUCCAAAUGAAGUUCGGUCAAGAUCAGCUAAUAGUGCUCCUCAAGAUUACCUCAAUGUGGAUGUCACUCCAAAUGCUUUGAACAUGACCUGGUCAUUUGGGGUCAAUAAAUAUGUUCCAGCAAUCAACUUGACUGACCAGCAUAGGAAAAUGGUCAUCUAUGUCUGUGGCAAUACUGCAGUUCUCUGUAGUUAUGAUAAGAAUACACAGAAACUACUUCAAGGACAUUGUAACAACAUCACCUGUAUCUGUGCAUCUCAAGAUAAGAGAUGGGUAGCUACAGCUGAUAAAGGAGAGAAUAGUAUGAUCAUCAUUUGGGAUACCUUCUCAGGUACUCCUGUGCAGACGAUCUUUGACCCUCAUCCUGAUGGUGGUGUAGUGGGUAUUAACAUGACACAUGAUGCUAAAUACAUUGUCACACUCAGUGCAGCUAAGAAACAGACCCUUUCUAUUUGGGAUUGGACAACCAAUGGGGAAUACCCAGUGGCUAGCAAGGAAUUAGGAAUCAACUAUGGCCAGCAGACUUAUGUCAUGUUUAAUCCUGAAGAUCAUUAUCAAAUUGUUUCUAACAGUCCAACACAAGUCAUCUUCUACAAAUGGGGUGGAGAUAAGAUUGAAUUCUUUGCUCCUCUGUUAACUGACCAAGACUUCAACAGAGUAGUCGGUAAUUUCAGUCAGUCCAUCUUCUGUCACAACAGUACAAGAGCACUGACCGCUACAGCCGCUGGUAAUGUCGUCGUCUGGGAUAACAACAGACCAACAUCUGGACCUCCUAACUUGGAACCAUCACCGAACAAGAAAGCCUUCAAGCUUGUUAGACUUCAAGAGAGAGGUAUUACAGUCCUAACUACUACAGACAGGUUUGUGGUGACAGGAGAUGCUCUUGGUCAUGUAAAGUUCUAUGACCUUCAGCUUAGGAUGUCAAACUGGUAUAGUGAACUUAACGUUGGUCCUAUCAAUUCGGUCUCAUUCUCCUAUGUGCCAGACUUCAAAUCUGAAGCUAAACCGGACAGUGACUACCCAAAGGAUGCCACCAUUCAUGCCAAGUCAUUUGUAACAAGAGAUUACAUUGUAAGCACCUCUAAUGCUCAGGUCGCUCUAGUCAUUGCUGAUGGUGUACAGGUCAAGAUGAUAUUAGAGGAACAUGAUAAGCCUAUCCGUGCAUUGACAACUCAUCCUACACAGCCUUUUGUGGUGAUUGGAAGUUUUGCAGGCCUGUUGAAAGUCUGGAACUAUGAAACAAAACAAGUUGUAGCUUCGAGAAAGUUCCCAAGAGGUAACCUGAUCAGAUGUGUUGGCUAUGAUCCAACUGGAUCCUUCUUAGGUGUUGGCUUUGAGAAUGGCUGUGUUAGAAUCCUUGAUGCACUAACCCUUAUCGAUGAAAACCCAGAACCAUUCCGUUACUCUCGAGAUGCUGUUACCCAUGUCACCUUCUCACAUGAUUCUAAAUGGAUGGCAACAGCUGAUGCCGAUUACUGUGUGACUGUUUACAAGGCAGAGUCUCCUAACAGUCAAGAACCUUGGAUAUACAUGGGCAAACAUCGAGCUCAUUACAAACAUAUCAAGGGUAUCACAUUCGGGGUCGCACUGGACUCUGGGGCAUCAAGAUUACUGUCCCUUGGAGAGGACAGGUCAUUGGUUGAGUAUAACUUGAAGACGGUAGCUAAAGAUCAUCUAGAGGUAAUGUCAACUGAUCGUAUUGAACAGAGUGCUGUACCACAAUGCUUUGCUUGGUAUCCACCUAUCACAAAGGAGCAGUUCUUCAUCACAGCAAACAAUCAGUUUAAAUUCAAGCUGUUUAACACAACAACAAAGAUGUGCAGAAGAACGACGUUGGCCCCCACCUAUGGGAGCCCUAUUCAACAGAUUGCAGUGCUGCCAUCAGAAGAUCCUGUUAAUGAUCCUCGAUAUAUGGCUUACGUGACUAAGGAUAAGGUGGGACUACAUAAGAUGCCACCUGAUGGAAACCCCCACAAUGCAAUGGCACUCAUCGCACAUCCUUCAGGGGUGACCAACCUAGCAUGUAGCUAUGAUGGUAAGCAUGUCUUCACGGCUGGAGGUACAGACUACUCUGUUCACAUGUGGGAUACCCACUUCAAUGCUCUGGAAGCAGCAGUGAAGCUUGGUGGUGAUGAUUUGAUACCAUUCUAUGGAUUGAUGGAAGGAGGUAGGGAAGGAGAACUCUUCAAAGAAUUGGAGAAUUACUUCUACUAUGCACAGAUAAGGAGUCAAGGAGUUGAUACGAUGGACACCCGUCAAGUCUCUACGGUGAUACCGUUGUCUGAGAUUCCUUUUGUGAUGCGAGCGAUGGGACACUAUCCCAGUGAACAGGAGGUUGAAGACAUGCUCAAUGAGAUCAAAUUCAGCGAGUAUGUCGACACUGGAGAGUAUGUCACACAGAUUGAUCUUGGAACUUUCAUCAAACUAUAUGUGAACCAUAGACCAGCAUUUGGUAUAAGUGAACAGCAGCUGAACUGGGCUUUUGAUAUCUUGGGUUAUGCUGAAGAUGAGACUGUUGAGCCUGAGAUAGAGAGAGGAGAACUUCUGGAAUUACUCCAAACAAAAGGAGAGCACAUGACUGAGGUAGAGGUCGCGGAGUACCUGACCACCUUACUAGGGGUCAACCCUGAGGGCGGUAGCUCGGAGCUUGGAGGCUAUGACUCUGCUGGAGCUCAAGAUAUCUUGGAAGAUGCUUUGCCUGAGGGAAUCACUGCCUCCAUGUUUGCAAUGGAGCUCUUAGGGUUUGGUGGAGCCGCAGAGCCAUCGGAAGGAACAGUCAGUCCAACAUAAUAAGAUGUUGAGAUUAAUAAUCAUCAAUAUUUUCCAUUAGUGGUAACAUGAAGGAUAGGAGAAUAUUGAAGAACCUGUGACUUGAAAACUCAAAACAUUCAGUUCAAUUACCGAAGAUGGAUGCCCUUGAAGAGAGAAUUACACCACAGAUUUGUCAGAGAUAUAGUGCAACAUUGACAUUGUUGAAGUUUAUAUUUUAUUGCAUCCAAGUUUCUUAAUUCCUGGCUCUGUUUAUGAUAAAAUGCUAUGUUACAAAAGUGCAAGCUACUGCAGUGUUUUGUUGGAUUGCCUAAGAGCAUGAUUAUCAUGAAAUCCAAGCAUUGUGAUACCUAAUAUCAAAUAGAACACAGAUAAAUUAAAACAAAGGAUAAAAUAAUCCCAGAACAAUGUGACAGUGUAUUUUUUUUAUUUUACUUAUUUUACCUAACCAUGGUAUACUUUAUAUAGCACCAUUUAUCUUGAAGUAAUCAAUGCAGAGGCAUACCUGUACUACAAUAUUUUACUACAGCUUUAGCUUGAGCUUCUGCUUCAAGCGCUCAUUGCAUUUAAGGAAUUAAUCCUGCUGAAUAUUAAAUAGUUAAACCUCACCUGGGUCAAGUGCAGCUCAAUGGAUAAAUUAUCUUUUGAAAGAAAACACACCAUUACAGUAAUAAACAGUCUAAGAUAUAAAGGAUCAUAAGAACUAAUUCAGAGAUUAAAUAUAAUGCUAGGAAAUGUAUACCAUAGUAAAGAAACCAUUAAGAGUAUGAAAUAUAAUCCUAUUAUAGGUCUAGCACUUAACAUAAUAUGCUGAGUGCUAGAGCUAUUAAUAUGAUAACAUUUCAUAUUCUUAAUGGCUUCAUUACUAUGGAAUACAAUAUUAGGAAAUGCUUAUUUAAAUAAUUAUGUAUUAUACACAUUUACAAUAUUUUUGUAAAUGUGUAUAGUACAUUCAUCAUUUAAAUAAGCAUUUCUUAACAAUGUUAGUAAUUGCAAUUUGGGGGGCAUUGUAGCAAUUAACUGGGUCCAUGAAUGUGAUUGUCUGGCCUUAUGCAUUUGAAACACAGAAAAUUUUGUUUGAGUAAAGUUGUACAUGAGCUUUACUCACCAAGAACUUGCAUGGGAUAUGCUAUUGUAAAUAAAAUGUAAAUAAGGAUUUAAAAUGUAAAUAAGGAUUUAUAUUUAAACAUAGAAAUAUGUAUAUUUUAUCUUAGUGAAUAGGCAGGUGAUUUUAGAGUCCACUGUAUUGAUGCAGGCCGUAGACUAUGAUAUAAGGAUAUCAUAGCAGAUGUCAUAUGCAUAUUAUAUAACUAUAUUGAUAUCCGUCCAGGCAUGCACAUGCAUCUAUCUCAUUGAGAUACACAUUUGUAUUGAUAAUUGUAUUUAUUGAUGAACUUCACACCUUGAUAUGCAUGCAUGUAAUAUAACUGGAGAGAUCGAAAGACAGAUGUAUAUUAUCAGAAUGUUAUAUUGGUAUUAUUGACUUUAAUAUUUGCCUCUUUCUUGUGUGUGUUGUGAUGAACUGUAUAUAUAUCAAUCAAGAAUUAAAAGAUUCAAUAUCAUUGA
Messenger RNA from Lytechinus variegatus (green sea urchin), 5366 nucleotides. It is a transcript of the gene cfap251, whose product is annotated as cilia- and flagella-associated protein 251-like. The transcript is spliced from 25 exons. The record is from RefSeq and is a predicted model, not a curated record. Gene Ontology annotation, cellular component: motile cilium. Bases 117 to 3821 code for a protein of 1234 amino acids. Lineage: Eukaryota; Metazoa; Echinodermata; Echinoidea; Temnopleuroida; Toxopneustidae. Gene Ontology annotation, molecular function: protein binding.